AUGGAUGACUUGGCUCUCCUUGACCUGUUGGAGUGUCCCGUGUGCUUUGAAAAGCUCGACGCCACAGCGAAGGUGCUGCCGUGCCAGCACACGUUCUGCAAGCCGUGUCUGCAGAGGAUCCUGAAAUCCCAGAAGGAGCUCCGGUGCCCCGAGUGCAGGACCCUGGUCCUGGGCAGCAUUGAGCAGCUGCCCUCCAACCUGCUCCUCAUUCGCCUCCUGGAUGGAGUCCGGUGUGGACAAAACGUCACCAGGUUCGGCUCGAUCCAGAGGUCCGGGCUCCUCUCCUCCCCCGCCUCCAUCAGGAGGGUCCCCAGGGGGCUGCAGCUGCACCAGCACCGGCUGGCAACGAAUCCCAGGGUUCACAUGGAAGGGGUUCCACGAGCCAGGGCCCUGUACACCUACCGCGGGCACAACCCCGGGGAGCUGCGCUUCAACAAGGGGGACACCAUCGUCCUGCUGCGGCAGCUGGAUGAGAACUGGUACCUGGGCGAGCUCAACGGCAUCAGCGGCGUUUUCCCAGCCAGCUCCGUGCAGGUCAUCAAGCACCUGCCCCUGCCCCGCCCGCUCUACAGCCUGGACCUGCGGGGCCGGGCCCCGGCCGACAGCAAGGACAUCCUGACCUUCCAGAAGCCCAGCAGCUCUGCUCAGCAGCUCCUGCAGGCCAGCAAAAGCCACUGGUCCCCCCAGUCCAAGGGCGCGUCCCUGCAAACGGCGUCUCCCAAGGCCAAGGCCACGGAGCCGGCGGCUUUCCCCAAGGUGCCUGACUCCAGACGGAAAAGUCUGCGGCAGUUCUCCAUCACCACGGCCCUCAACACCCUGAACCGCAUGGUGCACUCGCCCACCGACCGCCCGGCGCUGGAGAUCAGCUCCCCCGUGCUCAUCAGCUCCAGCAACCCCAGCGUGGCCACCCAGAGCAGCGAGAAAGCCGAGCCCCCCUGCGGGACCCCUCUGCAGGUCAGCACCUCUUACUACCCCUCACCAGGAGCGCUGGGGCCCCCGGCAGCCAUCGUCACCCUGCCCCACCUGCAGCAGCACGGGCCAGCUCACCUGAAAUCUAGUCUCUCCGACUCGAAGAUGCCUUCCCUGUACACCUCGUGGACGCUGUCGACCUCCUCGCUGUCCUCGCAAGGGAGCGUGUCCGAGAAGGGCCCGAGGCAGAGCAGAGCCCUGCGGCCGCUGCUGCUGCCCGUGCCCGUCCCUGUCCCCGGCAGGACCGCGGGGACACCGGCCCCGCUGCGCCGCGGCCGCGGCAGCAGCAGGAAGAACGGAUCCCUGCAGAGGCCGGGACAGGCAGGGACCCCCGUGCAGAUCAGCGGCUCCCUCCGGCGCCCCACGGCUGCGGGCCGGCCUCUGCACUUGCAGCUUUACCCGCACAGCAUCGCUCCCGGAGCUGCCGUGGACGAGGCAACGAGGCCCAACUUCUAUGAGGCUUCACCGGCGCUGGUGGUCAGGGGAGGGGAGAGCCGAAGCCCCUCCGUGUGCAGCUCGGUGAUCCUGGAUGCCAAAGACCCCCCGGUGAAGAGCGAGGCGGCUCCAAAGCCGCCCGCCUCAGCCCCGCCGUCCAUCCUGGUGAAACCAGAAACCUCCCGCAACAGCGCCGAAAAGCAAGUGAAGACGGUGAGGUUCCAGAACCACAGCCCGCCGCCGCCCAAGCGGCACAGCCUGCAGCCGUCGCCGAGGCUGGUCCGCAGCAGGACAGAGCCCGAGGGGCUCCUGGCCGAGCCCCGCCUGGGCCCCGAGCUGCUGCUGCUGUACUCGCCGCGCCUGGGCUCCAGCCCCCUGCACCCGCGCCGGGCGCUGCACCCCAAGGCGCUGUCCCUGGACCUCUCGGGGCAGCUGACCUUCCCCAUCAAGAAGAGCUACAGCAGCAUCUCUGCAAACUGA
Molecule: messenger RNA, 1884 nt
Organism: Poecile atricapillus (Black-capped chickadee)
Lineage: Eukaryota; Metazoa; Chordata; Aves; Passeriformes; Paridae
Gene: SH3RF2
Product: SH3 domain containing ring finger 2
Exons: 7
Coding region: 1-1884 (627 amino acids)
Biological process (GO): negative regulation of apoptotic process; positive regulation of proteasomal ubiquitin-dependent protein catabolic process; positive regulation of JNK cascade
Cellular component (GO): nucleoplasm
Molecular function (GO): protein phosphatase 1 binding; ubiquitin protein ligase activity
Source: RefSeq, a predicted model, not a curated record